AUGGUUGUCAAGUCUAUCGAGUCCUACGAAGAGUUCAAGAGCCUCAUUGAGGGCGACAAGGCGAUUGUCAUCGACUUCUGGGCCACCUGGUGCGGUCCUUGCAAGGUCAUUGGCCCUAUCUUCGAGAAGAUCUCGGCCACCCCUGCCGGUGAGAAGCUUGACUUCUACAAGGUCGACGUCGACACCCAGGAGAAGAUCGCCGCCGAGGUCGGUAUCCAGGCUAUGCCCACCUUUGUCUUCUUCCACAAGGGCCAGGCUGUCAAGAAGGUUGUUGGUGCCAACCCCUCUGCUCUUCAGUCCGGCAUCAGCGAGGUUUCCAGCUCCCUCUAA
Messenger RNA from Ustilago hordei, 330 nucleotides. RefSeq names its product putative TRX2 - thioredoxin II. The record is from RefSeq and is a predicted model, not a curated record. The transcript is spliced from 3 exons. The coding region runs from base 1 to 330 and encodes 109 amino acids. Gene Ontology annotation, molecular function: protein-disulfide reductase activity. Lineage: Eukaryota; Fungi; Basidiomycota; Ustilaginomycetes; Ustilaginales; Ustilaginaceae.